CCGCGUCCCCCGCUCCUCCCGCGCGCGGCCCCCGGAGUCCCCAGGCGCGCGGCCAGCCCCUCUCGGGCCGCCGCUCUCGGAGCAGCCGGGCUGCCGGGCGAGCGCGAGCCGGGGCCGGGCCGGGGGCCGCGGCGGGGCCGCCGCCCCCAGCGUCCUUCUGCCGCCCCCGGAGCGAGGAGCGGCCGCCGAGCCGGGGCUGAGCGGGGCCGGAACCAUGAACCGGAGUUUCCACAAGUCUCAGACCCUGCGCUUCUACGACUGCGGCGCGGUGGAAGUCAAGAGCAAGUUUGGGGCCGAAUUCCGAAGGUUCUCCUUGGACCGCCAUAAACCUGGGAAGUUUGAAGAUUUCUACAAGCUGGUUGUGCACACUCACCACAUCUCCAACACUGACGUAACCAUUGGCUACGCAGAUGUGCACGGCGACCUGCUACCCAUCAACAAUGAUGACAACUUCUGCAAGGCUGUCUCAAGUGCAAACCCCCUGCUCAGGGUCUUCAUCCAGAAACGAGAGGAGGCCGAGAGCGGCGGCGGCGUCGUGGGCGGCGGCGGCGGCUUCGCGCCCGGCUCGCUGUCGCGGCGGCGGCGCGCGCUGGCCCUGCGCGAGGACGCGCCGCGCCGGCACCUGCACAUCGGGCUGCCGCGCGACUUCCGGCCCGUGUCGUCCAUCAUCGACGUGGACCUCGUGCCCGAGACGCACCGGCGCGUGCGGCUCUACCGGCACGGCUGCCAGCGGCCGCUGGGCUUCUACAUCCGCGACGGCACGAGCGUGCGCGUGGCGCCGCAGGGGCUGGAGAAGGUGCCGGGCAUCUUCAUCUCGCGCAUGGUGCCCGGCGGGCUGGCCGAGAGCACCGGGCUGCUGGCCGUGGACGACGAGGUGCUGGAGGUGAACGGCAUCGAGGUGGCCGGGAAGACGCUGGACCAGGUCACGGACAUGAUGAUCGCCAACAGCCACAACCUCAUCGUCACCGUCAAGCCGGCCAACCAGCGCAACAACGUGGUGCGCGCGCGCGCCUCGGGCAGCUCGGGCCGCUCCUCGGACAGCGCCGCCAGCCGCCUGAGCCUGCCCGCGCCGCCCACCGCGCCGCCCGACGACCUGGAGAGCGACGACGAGCCCGACGUGGUGCUGGAGGGCGCGCUGGAGCCGCGGCCCGGCUCGGCGCUCAACGGCCUGGGCCUGGGCCUGGGCCGCGACGUCAGCGUGCAGCGGCUGCUCAGCUCCCUGCGCGCCGACCCGCGCCACAGCCUGGCGCUGCCGCCGCCGGGGGGCGUGGAGGAGCACGGCCCGGCCGUCACGCUCUAG
Sorex fumeus (smoky shrew) is the source of this 1300-nucleotide messenger RNA. It is a transcript of the gene PARD6G, whose product is annotated as par-6 family cell polarity regulator gamma. Bases 215 to 1300 code for a protein of 361 amino acids. The record is from RefSeq and is a predicted model, not a curated record. Lineage: Eukaryota; Metazoa; Chordata; Mammalia; Eulipotyphla; Soricidae. Gene Ontology annotation, biological process: regulation of cellular localization; centrosome cycle; establishment or maintenance of cell polarity. Gene Ontology annotation, molecular function: protein kinase C binding. Gene Ontology annotation, cellular component: nucleus; cell cortex; apical plasma membrane. The transcript is spliced from 3 exons.